Paralichthys olivaceus (Japanese flounder) is the source of this 3549-nucleotide messenger RNA. It is a transcript of the gene wdr26a, whose product is annotated as WD repeat domain 26a. Gene Ontology annotation, biological process: proteasome-mediated ubiquitin-dependent protein catabolic process. NCBI's taxonomy places the organism in Eukaryota, Metazoa, Chordata, Actinopteri, Pleuronectiformes, Paralichthyidae. Gene Ontology annotation, cellular component: GID complex. Gene Ontology annotation, molecular function: protein binding. The record is from RefSeq and is a predicted model, not a curated record.
GUGUACGUCAGCACGUCGGUCCAUUACAGGGCAGCUCUGCAGCUGUCUCAGAGCAACAAUAACAAGCUGCACUGACAACUUCACCGCGACAUUAUCGCCUCCUGACAGCGCCGCUCGACACCGAGUCUCACAAAAUGACGCCGUCUAUAUAACUCUGGCCUCCGUGUCUUCGACCUCCGAGCCGAAAACCGUGUUAUCCUCGCUGCUACCGCCGCGACACAAACACGGAUAGUCGGCCGCAGGGGCAACAGGGCACUUCGGGGCUGCAUCUGGGUCAGUGGGCCUGUCGGCGGUCGAACGGCUGCUUGUGUUUUCCCCGCAGUGUCCCCGCUGCGGUCAUCGCUCUUCUGUCCACACAUCGCGUCUCCCGUGUUCACCACGUUAACAUGCAGGCUAACGGGGCAGGACAGGACCGAGACUCAGAGCUGUCCUGCCGAAACGGUUCACAGAACGGGGAGUCCUCCGCCGCCGGGGUAGCUCACUCCAACGGGCUGGUGUCAGUCACCAACAAUGGAAACACUGUCAGCAACAACAACAACAACGGAGUGUCCGAGCAGCCUGCGGCCGACGACGACUGCAACACGUCGGACAUGAAGAAGAAGAAGCGUCUGUCUCAGUCUGAGGAGGAUGUCAUCAGGCUGAUAGGACAGCACCUCCACGACCUGGGGCUCAAUCAGACGGUGGAUCUCCUGAUGCAAGAGUCUGGCUGCAGACUGGAGCACCCCUCUGCCACCAAGUUUCGCAAUCAUGUCAUGGAAGGAGAGUGGGACAAGGCGGAGAGUGACCUAAAUGAGCUGAAGGGAAUGAUGCAUUCUCCAAGUGCUAUAGUGCGGAUGAAGUUCCUGCUGCUGCAGCAAAAGUACCUGGAGUAUCUGGAGGAUGGAAAGGUCUUGGAGGCCCUGCAGGUCCUCAGAGCUGAGCUCACUCCUCUCAAGUACAACACAGAGCGUAUCCACGUCCUGAGCGGGUACCUGAUGUGCAGUCAUGCAGACGACCUGCGAGCCAAAGCAGAGUGGGAAGGCAAAGGCACAGCGUCUCGAACAAAGCUGCUGGAUCGGCUCCAGACCUAUCUGCCUCCCUCAGUGAUGCUGCCCCCCCGCCGCCUGCAGACUCUGCUGAAGCAAGCCGUUGAGCUGCAGAGGGAGCGCUGCCUUUAUCACAACACCAAGCUUGACACUGGACUAGACACUGUGUCCCUGCUCCUGGACCACGCCUGUAGUCGGAAACAGUUCCCUUGCUACACCCAGCAGAUUCUCACUGAACACUGCAACGAAGUCUGGUUCUGCAAAUUCUCCAACGACGGCACAAAACUGGCAACUGGGUCCAAAGACACCACAGUAAUCGUUUGGCACGUUGACAUGGAAACCCUUCAACUGAAAUUGAUAAAGACUCUGGAAGGUCAUGCUUAUGGUGUGUCAUACCUGGCAUGGAGCCCUGAUGACGCCUAUCUGAUAGCCUGUGGUCCUGAUGACUGCUCCGAGCUGUGGCUGUGGAACGUACAGACGGGGGAGCUGCGGACAAAGAUGAGUCAGUCUCAUGAAGAUAGCCUGACUAGCGUGGCCUGGAAUCCAGAUGGCAAACGCUUCGUCACUGGCGGCCAAAGAGGCCAGUUCUACCAGUGUGACUUGGAUGGAAACCUGCUGGACUCAUGGGAGGGAGUUCGGGUGCAGUGCCUGUGGUGUCUGAAUGACGGCCGGACCGUACUUGCAUCCGACACCCACCAACGCAUCCGAGGAUACAACUUUGAAGACCUGACAGACAGAAACAUAGUGCAGGAGGACCAUCCCAUCAUGUCUUUCACUGUUUCCAAAAAUGGAAGGUUAGCUCUGCUCAAUGUUGCUACCCAGGGAGUGCACCUAUGGGACUUGCAGGACCGGGUGCUGGUGAGGAAGUACCAAGGGGUCACCCAGGGCUUCUACACCAUCCACUCCUGCCUUGGAGGGCACAAUGAAGACUUCAUUGCCAGUGGUAGUGAAGACCACAAGGUCUACAUCUGGCACCGGCGUAGUGAGCUGCCCAUUGCAGAGCUCACUGGUCACACCCGCACGGUCAACUGUGUGAGCUGGAACCCCAUCCUGCCUGGACUACUGGCCAGCGCAUCCGAUGAUGGAACCGUCCGAAUCUGGGGGCCCGCCCCUUUCCUGGAUGUCCAGGAUGCAGAAGGGCUCAAUGAAUGUUGCAGUAUGGACAGCUGAUGAUCUGCUGGUGCUCUGAACCCAAGGAGCGCUAAGACUCUGUAGACACUUAAAUGGAUGAAGCUGGGGGGGAAGCUUUAUGGUUGGACAGCUGCCUCCUGGAGGCGGAGCUACUUGUGCUCCAUGUCAGGAUGUCACAACUCGUCAGCUCUCAGACUCCGUCAUAUUACUGAGAGCAGAGCCGUUCUGGUGAUAGCUGGGCUCCAGGACAUCCAGAAUCUGACCCAUCUCCCCUUCCUCCUCCUCCUCCUGUAUGGACCUAUUCCCUCAGCACCAUCCAGGACCACCCACCUGCUCUUAUUUAUUAUCAGCUACAUUAUUUUAUUUAUUCUUGAGUAGUUCACGGACUAGUGCUUGGCUGUGACGUAGCAGCACCUGGUGGAGGGUGUGUGUUCUUCGUUUUGUUCAGUCCCCCGUCUGAGCUGCUCACAUGAAGAAGCCUCAGCUCUUUCCCUCUCCCACCUCCUGAACCUUUGAAGAAAUUUAACCUGCAGGAACAUUUGAAGGCUGAAAUAACCACUUGAAGAGAAGUCUUUGUUUUUUAAUAAGGAACAUAUUUUUUCCUUCGGGCUUUCCUGCCUUCAGCCAGAGAAAGAAUAGUAUUUGACUAGCAUGUUACACAGGACUGCACAUGAAACAUGAUCAAUGGCAACUUCAUGCAGUAUGUCAGUGGAUGGCUGCAUACAGCCGCUGAUGUGUUGAAACCUGUGGAGUUCAAAGGAUGAUCUGUCAACCCUUACCUCUGCAUAUGGAUUAUCUGAGUGUUGUCUCUCUUGCUCUGUGUGGAUCUCCUCUUUAUUUUUGCUUCUGGCUUCACUAUUUGCUUUCCAUUUCUGUUUCAACCACUUCCUGUAGACAAACAGCACUCAUUAUAUGAAUUUAUUCACAUUUGGUUUCGUUGUUACAUGUUCCAAGUUUCAUUUACCACACCGUGUUUGUGUUUUUAUUUACUAUAUGUGAAGCUGUAACAUUUAAGAGGACACUUGAUUCCUUAAUGUUCCCAGUGGUGCCCCAAACCCCAGUUCAACUGUCAACUGUUUUAAAAGAUAAGGCUGGUGUUAUUCUCUGUAUUCUGUUGUCAACAAAUUCUGUAAAAAGACCAGAAGCAACAACGUGUUUCUCAAAACGUUACAUCGUCCUCCCUCUGUCUGUGGCUCUGAGCUCCAACAGCUCUGUUCCUCCUGAAGAUGUGAAUCUUUAAAAAACACCUCAAAAACAUCUGCUUGCUAGUUUCUGUCAAACAUACAGGGAGAUGGUGCAUUUGUUAGGGUCAGAAUGAUAAUGAUAUUUUCAGAAUCCACAUGGAUUCACCUGCAGAAUCUGUGGGACUCAAAAUAAAUAGUGUGUGACAGUG